Messenger RNA from Aphanomyces astaci, 1152 nucleotides. RefSeq lists its product as hypothetical. The record is from RefSeq and is a predicted model, not a curated record. The transcript has a single exon. NCBI's taxonomy places the organism in Eukaryota, Oomycota, Saprolegniomycetes, Saprolegniales, Verrucalvaceae. The coding region runs from base 102 to 1085 and encodes 327 amino acids.
GACGCGAGCACAUGCAGUUUGGCCCAUCAACCUUUGAUCACGUUUACAUACUCCAACUUAAUUCACGUCGCCUUAUUUGACUGUGAAUUUGACCGAACCGCAUGAUGUCAUCCAAGCCACCACCGUUGGCACCGGCGGCGAGUGCCAGCGAAGAACUGGCCCGCCUUCGAGUGGAAAAUGCGCUGCUGAAGUCCCAGCUUGCGAUAGAGCGACAGACCACCGCACGGCUGCACGAGGAGCUCCAGGAUGCCCAGCGUCAACGCCCCGUGAGCCCGUUGGACAUUCGACGACUCAAGCAGCAGGUUGCAGCGACAAAGAAAGAGCUCGCGCGGGCGACGACUAAGCUUCCUCGAAACCUCUGCGAGCGGCGAAUCCUUCGGGACUACCGCAUGUACUUGUGCACGAACCCUCCGCACGACGUGCUCGAGUUGUGCGCGAAGGCCCUGCGCGGCAACCUCAAGCCAGGCAUGUUCGUCUACGACCUGCUCGUCACCCAGCUGCAGUUCUUCGCGUCAUCUUCUUCGUCGGCCUUCCCUGGCCGCGCGCGCACGACGUUUCCGCCGAGGAUUGUGCGCUGGUGCGAGAGUGUGUACAUGUCGUAUGGCCGGCGGGCGUACAAGUUGCUCAGCGGGGAAGCGAAUGCGUCGUCGGUCGGAGACAAGCGGAGUCCAUCUUCGUGGAGCGGCCACAUGAUCCUUCCGUCGCUGCGCAUGCUUCAGCGCCGCCUCGCCGCCUUCCGCGCGGAACAGGGCUUGUCGGCCGACAUUGGGUCGCCCAACUACAUGAGCAACCGCGACCUGCUCAAGCGCUUGGCGCCACCAGUGGAUACAACGACGCCAGCCACGACCAAGGAACAGCUGGGCUGGGUCAUAUCUCUCUUGGAAUCCUACAAGCAGGCCACGACCCCCACUGCUGCCAUGCAUGCAGACGUCCUCGACGCAAUCGAGUUCCUAACUUCGUUCAACCAUCCAGAGGUGCCGAAAUUACUGCAGCUGCCACCUCUUGCAACGGAUGGCGCCCAGUGGCUUUCGUAUUGUGAAGCGAUCCUUGGCAUUUGUGCCGCGGUCGUGGCUACGAUAGCAUGAUCGUUUAAUGGCUACAUAGCCGAAGGGUUUUGGCAUGUAGUUAUGGUAUUGCCGAGUAGUAGUCCGG